This is a messenger RNA of Diversispora eburnea, 852 nucleotides long. Lineage: Eukaryota; Fungi; Glomeromycota; Glomeromycetes; Diversisporales; Diversisporaceae. The record is from the annotation of a GenBank genome assembly.
AUGUAUCAUCGUCUUCGUUAUUAUCUUGUACUAAAUAAAACUUUGCCCUCUCGUUUGUCUUAUUUCUCUUCUGCCACUAAUUUUAAUGACAAAGUUUCUAACAAGUUGAAUUCCGCUUCCAUUACUGAACAUACAGACCAAGAGAUAGACAAGGUCUUGGAAACAUAUGUGAAUAAAGAAAAGCUUUCAAUAUUCAAAUCAAUUCGCAAAUUUGAAAAAGAAAAGAACGAAAAAUUGUUAGAAUUGUUAAAAGAUAAUAAUGAAAAAUUGUUAAAAUCCGAAAAAGAAUUGUUAAAAUCCGAAAAAGAAUUGUUAAAAUCUGAAAAAGAAAAAACUGAAAUUUCAGUAAAAUAUGAAAUUGAAAAAAGAGAGAAAGUAAUAGCACAAAAAAAUGAGAUUUUAAAAGAAAUUUCAAUGAAGUUUGGUAAUGUAAAUAUGAGUUACCUUAAAUUGAAAGGGAUUGUUCACAUUCGAGGUGUUUUGGAACACUGGGAGACAGAGAACUUGCGUGGAAUUGAAGGAAACAGAGGAGCUAGAUGGGAAAAAUAUUUCAAAAAUAACAAUAAAGAUUUUGAAACUUUUCGGAACUUUUGGCCGAGACCAGAUGAAAUUAAUAUUCAUCAUAUGGUAACAGAAAUAGUAAAUUUUUAUAAACAACUUUCUGAUAAAAUCCAUAAUGCCCAUAUUGGAGAACUAGUAGAAUGGAAUUGUAAAAGGUUUACAUCCAUACAAAAUAAGAUUGCUGAACACAUGUGUAAAGAAUUACGUGUGAAUUAUAGAAUUUCCGACGAAGAAAUUGAGACAGCUAUUCAUAAUGACAAAAAAGACGAAAUUGAAAUAACCAAUGAUAAG